This is a messenger RNA of Symsagittifera roscoffensis, 1597 nucleotides long. RefSeq lists its product as uncharacterized. NCBI's taxonomy places the organism in Eukaryota, Metazoa, Xenacoelomorpha, Acoela, Convolutidae. Bases 167 to 1525 code for a protein of 452 amino acids. The record is from RefSeq and is a predicted model, not a curated record. The transcript has 2 exons. Gene Ontology annotation, molecular function: ubiquitin binding.
UGCCUGUUUAUCUAGCAGAGUUUGAUUCGUCUUGCCAUUGAAAGAAAUAGAAAUUAGUAGUCGAAAUGCCUUCAAACGCCAUCUCAAGAACUGUUUAGUUUGGAGUUAGAUCGUAAAUCUGCUGAGCAAAGUUGCGCUAGAAAGGGUUAUUGGCUGUUUUAAACUGAUGGCUUUCUUCCCUAUUAAUACUACAAACUCGACAGUGCCUCCCGCGCCUGAUAACAGGAGCAACCCGACAUUAUCCACAGCCAACCAAAAUGGUAUGUCUGAGCUUACGUCAUCUGAAGGUACUUCUCCGAGACCGCGAAAUGAAAGUUCCAGAAAUCAGUCGCAAGGCGGUGGAGGUGGAGUUAAACCUUUGGAGUUCAAAGCGGCAAUGCACGAUUUUGGAGUCAUGUUUCCCACUUUGGAUCCAGAAACGAUUGAGACUGUCCUAAGAUCAAACAAUGGAGCAGUGGAUGCAACGAUAGACCAAUUGCUAGAAAUGUGUGACUCUUUUGGCGUUGAGAAGUCUACUAGAGGAACAAAAUCGUCAUCACAAACCAGAAACAGAACCCAAAACAACCAGCCGAACCCCAAUUCACUAGCGGUUGAUAAUGUGGAUUCGUACAACAUGCAUUUAGCGUCAGUUACACCACCGAAAAAUCCAGAAAGUGUCUUGACUGAUUCUAAUAUGUACGCAAAUUUACCUUUUCAAGAGUCAAAACCGGCGAUUGAGACAAACGAAUCAAGUGUAGCAACAAGCUACAGAUACCAGACAGCCCUGUAUAAGUUCAACAAUCCUUUUUUGGGUCCGCUUCCCGAUGAUUUUCUGAGAAUCAUGAAUGAUGCGACUUUCGACCGAGACAUGAAGUACUCACACGAGAGAAGGAAGCAAGUUGACGACAUCAAAAAUGAGAGGCUUAAACCAACUCAUUACAUCAGUGACGGUAAAUUCAACCCUGAAAACGAUUUUGGGCGUGUGAUCGCUCCUGCUCCGUCUGCUGAUAUAGGAUCUGCUGCUAGUGCAUGGAGUGAACCGGAUCGUCGAGUGGAGCCGCCUUCUAAUCCACCAACAAUGAAUCCUGCCACUGGGGCGAUUCCGAAAAAUUACAACAAAAGCUGGUCUGGAACUGCACGCAACACGAUUUCCACCUUUGGAAAGAAACUAACUUCACGCAACACUUCAGCCGCAUCUUCUACUCUUGGUGCUAACCCCUCCCACCCCCACCCCCAGACAAAUCUAGGAAAGAACAAGGGGGUUACUCCUUCAACUAUGAACCUCCUGGCGGAUUCCGAUGAAGAAGACGAGGACCCGAAUGGUCCGCAGGAUGAUGACCUCUUGACCUCACUAGGUAUGUCGGGGUCAAAUUCUGGUGGCGUGGGAACUGUUUUUGAAAACAGUGACGAAGACGAUAAAGACGAUAAUAACUGGAGCUCUCAAAUGAGUCAUCAAACUUCGACAGCAGGAAGAGGCUGGUCUCUUUCGGCUUCCAAAUUCAAUGGGAGCAGUCGACCUUCCCCAAACAGAUCUUCAAUCAAUUAAUAUUUAAGUUGCCAGAUCUAAAAUUGAUUAAUGAUAGAUUUAUUAUAUAUUCGGAACUACUGAGAAUCGAAU